AUGGCGCCUUCCGAAAAGGAGCUAGAAACUGCACUAAUUGAUGCGACCUGUGCAGUCUACGAGGCAGAACCCGACGCGACCAGCGUCAACAAGGUUCGCAAACAGGCCGAGGACAAACUUGGCCUUGAGGAUGGCUUUUUUGGAGAUGCGGACUGGAAGAGCAAGAGCAAGGAAAUAAUCAAGAAAUAUGUGGACAAGCUACUCGACGGCUGGUCCCCAGGACAGGAUGGUGAUAAUAGCACAAGAGGAAAGAAGGGAGCGAAGCGUCAAUCUGCCGAACCGAAGUCUCCCAAAGCCAAGCGACAGAAAACGACCAGCCAGCCGAAAAAGAAAGUAAACAAAUCAGAAUCAUCGUCAGAGCUUAGUGAACUAGACGAGGACGAGCUCGAGGAAGAACCAGCCCCGAAGAAGAAAAAGAAAGCUCAGCCACCCAAGAAGAAGGCAGUAUCGCCGAAGGCACAGAAGAAAGAGAAACCAGCAAAGAAGGUCGCUGCUCGAAAAAAGGCUCCGCUAUCGGACGAUGAGGACGAUGAAUUGACUCCAGCCCCAUCCACUCCAGAAGAGGCCGAGGUCGAUGUCGAGAAGGAGGAGCAUCAAUCAAAUGCCGAACCGGACGACGAGGCCAAGCCGCCAAAGGAGGAGAGUGCCCAACCCCCUGUCGAUGAAGAAGAAGAGUACUCGGAUGUCAUCGACGAACCGCCACCGCCAAAACGAAAGAAGGGUACCAAGAAGGAGCCUGCGGCCAAAACCGCCAAGCCCACCAAGUCAGUGACUAAGAAACCCACCGAUGACGACCUGCAAGAGGUUGAGAUCAAAAAGCUACAGGGCCAGCUUGUCAAGUGCGGCAUUCGGAAACUUUGGCACAAUGAACUCAAGAGCUGCGGUGAUGAUUCUCGUGCUAAGAUUCGCCAUCUGAAAAAGAUGCUCGCGGACAUUGGCAUGGACGGGCGGUUCUCAGAGGCAAAGGCACGCGAGAUUAAGGAAAAGCGCGAACUCAUGGAUGAGCUUAAGGCUACUCAGGAAAUGAACGCGCUAUGGGGGAAGGCCUCGGAAGGACGAGCGAGCCGUAGCAGGGCCAAGGUCCAGAGCCUGAAGGUCGACAGUGACGGGAGUGAGAAUGAACAAAAUGAUGACAAGGAAGACGAGGAUGACGAAGAGGAUGAAACGACAGUCGCAGCCCGGCGGAGGAGGGCACGAGCCGACCUGGCAUUUUUAGAUGACGAUAGUGACUCCGAUUAA
Molecule: messenger RNA, 1239 nt
Organism: Clonostachys rhizophaga
Lineage: Eukaryota; Fungi; Ascomycota; Sordariomycetes; Hypocreales; Bionectriaceae
Source: the annotation of a GenBank genome assembly